UAAUAGAAAACAGUUGACAGCCAGCACUUGACCUGCACGGUCAAAGUCGGGGAGAUGCCGUCUGAUAAACAAGAAGAGUUGAUCGAACAUGAAAAUGAACAAAGUCCAGUGAUUGAACCCGCUGAACCCAAGUGUUCUUUUCAAAAAGCCUUCAGACAGUUCAAAACGGCAAUGAGCCAUGUUACGCUCGAGCCCAUGCUUUUUGUGAAAAUGAUAGCAGAGGGAAACACUAUCGUGAUUGGAGAUACACUAGAGAUUGAUCGUGUUUGUCGAGUAAAUCUCAACUUUAGUCAAGAAGAUUGCAUGGCAAUGGAUGAUGGAAAUCACUCCGACGUUCAAGAAGCUGUCCAAAUCUACCAAAACACUUUCAAUUAUUAUCAAGGAUUGAUGGCGAGCAUUUUACCCGUCUUGGUCAUUCUUUUUGCUGGGUCAAUUAGUGAUCAGUACGGUAGAAAACUGCCAAUGACAGUUGUUCUAGGAGGAUUUGUGUUAUAUUCGAUAAUUUACAUUAUCACUGCCCUCAACCCUUCCUGGCCAGUGGAAGUUCUCUUCGCGGCUACGAUAGCUGUCAAUGCGACAGGCAGCUGGGUCGUAUUCAACAUGGCAGUUUACAGUUAUUUGGCCGAUAUCACAUCGGCGGAAACAAGAACGAAACGUAUGGGAUGGAUGGACGCUGUUUGGUACAUGGGAGGGCCAAUCGGAACCGUGAUGGGAGGCUGGUUGUACAAGUCAUACGGUACGGUCGCAGUUUUCGCAGUCGCCGGAACGCUAUGGUCUUUCUGUAUAAUUUACGUCGUUGUUGUCGUGAAAGAAAGUGUCGUACAACCUUUAGAAACGACCCCGAAAGGGAAACCAUACCGAUAUGUACUCGACCUAGGAAGAGCAGUUUUUAAAGCUUACCCACACCGAGGUCGAGUUCAUUUGUUGUUACUAAUGGCUGUCAAAUUGGGCGUUUUUCUCGUUCAAGGACAUCAAGUUUACCUAUGGGCUCGACGUGUACUUGGAUGGGACGCCACUCAAUAUUCGAUUUGGUCUGGAACUGACGAAGCUAUUCAUCAGGUGGGCAUGGUGAUUUGGGUGGGCCUAGCAUCGUUUUACUGCCUAUCUGAUCACACGGUCGCUACAUUCGGAUUGGUGUCGAUUGCUCUCUGGAACAUUGUUUUAGCCUGCAUUACCGGGCCUUCAAUGUGGUGGUUGGUUAUCAUCGCAACUUUAAUCGGUGCACUGGAAGGAAGCAUCGAGCCCGCCCUGCGUGCUUUAAUUACGAGCAUACCAGACAAACGAGACAUUGGAAAAAUUCUAUCUUUUCUCGGACUGUUAGAGUCCAUGUGGCUGAUUGUCGAUAAAACACUGUACACCUUUCUGUACAACGCUUUCAUCGAAUAUUUCCCUCAGAUCAAUUUUGUGGUCGAGACCUUCAUCGCUGUUAUACUGAUACUAGUGGUCACCCUCUUGAAAAGAGACUGGCUGAAACAACGAAACUUGGAUUUGAACAAAAUUUCAACAGAUUAACUUGGACGCAAAACAUUUUCUCUUUCUUUUUCGACCAAGGAAAUCUUUCUACAGCUGCUACACAUUGUCGUUUGUUUCGCUACAGCAAAAUUGUAAAUUUUCACAAACGACUUUUAUUACCUAAUAAGUGGGAGCCGUUUGCAAACUCAGUCGAUUGUUAAAAAUAAACCUGUUCUAAACUUCA
Molecule: messenger RNA, 1696 nt
Organism: Daphnia pulicaria
Lineage: Eukaryota; Metazoa; Arthropoda; Branchiopoda; Diplostraca; Daphniidae
Product: tetracycline resistance protein, class A-like
Exons: 5
Coding region: 55-1512 (485 amino acids)
Biological process (GO): transmembrane transport
Cellular component (GO): membrane
Molecular function (GO): transmembrane transporter activity
Source: RefSeq, a predicted model, not a curated record